AUGAUCACUUUGAGCAGCAGUGCAUUGGGAGGGGAGGUUCUUCUCAUGAUCGGCAUUCCUGGAAUGAGCAAGAUCCACCACAGAUUGUUCUCCAUCCUCUUCUGCUUGUUUUACCUGAUUGCUUUCUCUGGGAACUGCACCAUCCUCUUCAUCAUUAAGAGAACGCCAAGUCUCCAUGAGCCAAUGCACCACUUCCUUUCCAUGCUGGCCGUUGUGGAUCUGGUCAUGACCAUGUGUACUCUUCCCACCACAUUGGGCAUUUUCUGGUUUGACAUCCGGACCAUUGGAUUCGAUGCCUGCCUCACUCAGAUGUAUUUCAUCCACAUCAUCUCUGUGCUGGAGUCGUCCGUGCUGCUGGCCAUGGCCUUUGACCGCUUCGUUGCCAUUUCGCGGCCUCUGAGGUACAAAGCCAUCCUGACCAAGGUGACCAUCAUCAAGAUGGGCCUAGCCAUGUUGGUCAGAGCAGUUGUCUCCCUCCUGCCAAUUCCAUUCUUACUCAAGAGGCUGUCGUACUGCGCCAACAACAGUCUCUCUCACUCCUUUUGCGUCCAUCCGGACGUGAUGAAAUUGGCCUGUGAGGAUGACAUCACGGUCAACAUUCUGUAUGGCUUAGUGGUCAUCCUCUCAACUGCUGGCAUAGAUUUCAUCUUCAUUGUGCUUUCUUACGUCCUGAUUGUCAGGACCGUUGUCAACCUGGGGGCCAAAGGGAAGUGUUGGAAGACGCUGAACACAUGUGUCUCUCACAUUUGUGCUGUAUUCGUUUUUUUCAUCCCUAUGAUUGGCCUGUCCAUGAUUCACCGAUUUGGCAAGGAUGUCCCCCCAAUUGUAAGCACCGUGGUUGCCUACAUCUACCUCAUAGUGCCUCCUGCUCUGAACCCCGUCAUAUACAGCAUCAAAUCCAAGCCGAUCCGGAAAGCUAUCUGGAGAAUGCUGCUUUGGAAGAGGAAUACUGUCAGAAAUAGGGAUACUAUUUCUCUCCAGGGAGUCUGA
Euleptes europaea (tarantolino) is the source of this 990-nucleotide messenger RNA. RefSeq names its product olfactory receptor 51G2-like. The record is from RefSeq and is a predicted model, not a curated record. Gene Ontology annotation, biological process: G protein-coupled receptor signaling pathway. Gene Ontology annotation, cellular component: membrane. Gene Ontology annotation, molecular function: olfactory receptor activity; G protein-coupled receptor activity. NCBI's taxonomy places the organism in Eukaryota, Metazoa, Chordata, Lepidosauria, Squamata, Sphaerodactylidae. The transcript is spliced from 2 exons. Bases 1 to 990 code for a protein of 329 amino acids.